UGGUAAAUGGAAUAUUGGUCUGAAAUUACUAAUGAGACCUUGGAAAAUGCUAGAAAGUAUAAGAAAUAGGAAUAAGAAAGACAACAUAAUUGUAUAAAUGAAAGCUUGAUUGAUUCAGAAGCUUAAGAAUAGUAUGAGAAAUGUUCUGAAUCCCUUUUUCGUAAUUGGUAAGUGUUUAUGCUAAAAUUGGAAUGGGAAAGACAUAAAUUACAAGAUUGUUUGACUAUUGCAAAAAAAGCCAAUAUAAAAGAUGAUUCAGAAAUAAAGAAAAUGUGUUGUGGAAGUAUCAAAUAAAAUAUUAAGAGUUAUUUUGAUUAAUUAUAGAGAGAUGAU
This is a messenger RNA of Paramecium primaurelia, 333 nucleotides long. The record is from the annotation of a GenBank genome assembly. Lineage: Eukaryota; Ciliophora; Oligohymenophorea; Peniculida; Parameciidae.